Cylicostephanus goldi is the source of this 432-nucleotide messenger RNA. Lineage: Eukaryota; Metazoa; Nematoda; Chromadorea; Rhabditida; Strongylidae. The record is from the annotation of a GenBank genome assembly.
AUGACAACUGCAAACCCACAACAGAGACAAUUUACGCUGUUCCACAAGUUCAGCACCGAAGUUCGACCACCUGAAAAGAUGGAACGAGACGAUCGUUUCCGUUUGAUGACAUGCUUAUUUGAAGAAAUAGCUGAGUCAGAGGAGGAAGAUAUCCAGCUCCCUGAACGAACUUCAUCCGAUGGCCGAUCACCAUUUGCCGUAGCUUGCGAAUCCCCUUUUGCCGAAAGGCUUGGAACUUCCCCCCGGAACCUGAGCCCAACCUUCGCGAGGAAACUCUUGACAUCCCGUCUAUGUCAUGGAUUUUCGGACUCAUGCUUACGUCGACAAACACCAGCUAUGUUCGGAUCUCUCAGUCCGGAACGUCACGAUGCUGUAUCGUUUUCGAGUGAGUUUGCUACCAAUCGUGAAUCUUGCUUUCUAAGUCGAAUGUAG